AUGGACACUAACACAGACUUUCUGACAUGCCUAAUAUGUGGUCAGGUUGGUCAAGGAAAACAUUUCGGAGUCUUCAGUUGUCGAGCAUGUGCAGCGUUUUUCAGAAGAGCAGCUGAUUCAAAAUGGAGUAGAAUGAAAUGUUUGAGUAAACAUUGCAAUGGAAAAUCUUAUCACUGUAAACCAUGUCGUCUGAAACGUUGUUACGAUAUGGGAAUGGAUAUCACAAAAUUCCAACAUGACUGUGAUGGCCGUCAACUGAUUCCCAGCAAUCGAAAACGAAAAAUUCCUGAUAGUAUCGAAAUUGUUCUAGGAAAACCUCACUUUCUCCUCAUGAAUCCAAUGGGAGAAGAGCUCAAAGAGAAGAAACCAUACGUGGAUCUGAGUUUUCUUAUUUCUCAAGCUAGCGAUAUUUUUAAAAUGGGACCUCCAGCUCCUGUUCUGGCAACAAGUUAUUUACAAAAGUUGAAUUAUGGGGAGAGUUGUAUGAGAAGGACUGAAAAUAGAAGGAAGUUGGAUAUGAUAACCAGAAAAGAAGUGGUAAGCUUUUGGGAGUACAAUCUGAUAACAACAGCCAAAUGGUUGACUUAUUUUGACAAGUUCCAGGAGUUAGACCACGAUUUGAAAAUGCAAGUUCUAUUUGCUGUUUGGCAUGUUUGGGGUCGACUAGACAAGUUAAUGGGGACCGCCUUGUACAGAAUUCGUAAUAAAGAAGCGAAUAAGGCGGAUAGGUUGGCAGGAAACGGGAUAAUAACAGAUAUGGUUGAUGUGAAGACAGAUGCAGAGUGGAUGAGCAGUUAUCCGAUUGAAAAGUUGAGAUAUUUUCUCGACGGUGUCCGAAUCAGUGACUUGUUCCCUCUCAUUGAUGAGUUACAAACUUUGGACAUCACAGAAACUGAACUAUCCUUCAUGCUGGCUCACCUAUGUUUCCAAUACGCAGCUAAUCGAUUAGGAGGAAAACUGGCUGACAUUUUGGAAGGAUUCGUAGAAGUUUUAUCGCAAGAUAUCCAUAAAUACUACGUCGAAGAAAAACUGAUGCCCAGAUACGCAGGCCGCUUAUCGAAACUACUGAAGAUUAAUAAAGAGAUACUGGAAAAUGUGAGAGAGUAUAGAAGUCGUGCUCAGGUUGCAAGAGUUUUUGGAGUAUUCAAGUUGAAAUUUUCUCAUCCUGAAAUCUUUCGAGAUACUGGUUAUGUUUGA
This is a messenger RNA of Caenorhabditis remanei, 1197 nucleotides long. RefSeq lists its product as uncharacterized. The transcript is spliced from 7 exons. The record is from RefSeq and is a predicted model, not a curated record. Lineage: Eukaryota; Metazoa; Nematoda; Chromadorea; Rhabditida; Rhabditidae. Gene Ontology annotation, molecular function: DNA-binding transcription factor activity; zinc ion binding; sequence-specific DNA binding. The coding region runs from base 1 to 1197 and encodes 398 amino acids. Gene Ontology annotation, biological process: regulation of DNA-templated transcription.